Messenger RNA from Nelumbo nucifera (sacred lotus), 3085 nucleotides. RefSeq lists its product as uncharacterized. Gene Ontology annotation, cellular component: GID complex. NCBI's taxonomy places the organism in Eukaryota, Viridiplantae, Streptophyta, Magnoliopsida, Proteales, Nelumbonaceae. The record is from RefSeq and is a predicted model, not a curated record. Gene Ontology annotation, biological process: proteasome-mediated ubiquitin-dependent protein catabolic process. Gene Ontology annotation, molecular function: protein binding.
CACCUCUGUUCAAAAUUUUCUUGUUAUGGAACGGUUGACUUUGAGGUUGAAUUCAUGAGUAGCUCUGUUGAAUUGUGGGGAACUAACACAGAACGACCAAUUGUUUGAAACUCUUCAACCCAUAUAUAUUACGUUUAAAUUCGGAGCUUAAUAAAUGGUAACAAUUUCGGCUUUGGAGUAUGUAAUUUGAAGGAGGCUGCAUUAAUUUAUCUCCUCUUGUGAUUGUAUUCCUUAGUAAUAUCAUUUCCCACAAGAUCAUUGAAAUGGAGAUGCGACUAUGUGCAUUACUUAAAUAUAUUAAGAUGUUUCCAUGCCCACGAAUCCACGAUGAUCCUUGAAUGGAAUGUUGGAAGAGAUGAGAUGGUGAGCAAAAGAGAAUUUGGUGACAGUUUUGGUCAAGGUUUCUUCAACCCUUCAGCUAUGAUUUUGGAGUAUGUUAGAUAGCUUCAAAUUUAUUUCAGGGUUUGGCAAGAUUUUUAUGUAAGYUUCCAAGAUGAUGCAAUCCUCCUCCUUUAUCUGGGUUUGGGAGCAGCAGUCAAAGGCAUUCUCAAAGCUGUUGGAAUAGUUCUAAGUUCCAUUUCUGGUAGAAAGAUAUGGGUCUCGGUGACAAAGCUAUCAGAUUGCAAAUACAUAUAUGAUUUCAUGUCCCAUUUUGAGCAACCACCACUACUGUAAAGGCUCUGUGGUUUGAAGCAUGAUUUCUCUUGGUUUCUACCUAUGCAAAUAUUCAUUCCUUUUAUUUUGCCAAGUGCAAGAAUUUGGUGGUGAGGAAAAGCCGAAGAGGUCAAGUGUUUCUAGAUACAACUAGAGUGUUUCAACUGCUGCAACCAAGCAUUGGGUGGGUGAAGAGAUCAAGUGUUUCUAGUGUGGCUAUAUUGUUAGGCAAAGUGAGGAACUUUGAUGUAAAUUUUCAUAUCAUGUUCUUGAACCUGUGAUGUUCUAUAAGUUCAACUUCAGCCAUCUCCAUCAGGUUGUGGAUGCUGGUGCUCGUUCCCUGAGAAUGAUAUUUCAAUCAAAAUUGGCUCCAAAAUAUGAUUUCCUUGAAGAAAAAAAGUUGGAGUUCCUUCUUUCACUUCUGAACAGUGAGAAUGAAAAUGUUACUGGACUUGGUGCAAGCAUCAUAACACACUCUUGUGAGACAAGUGCUGAACAAAAGGUUUUGUGUAAUGUUGGGGUAUUAUGUAGGCUUGUAAGUCUACUUGAAGGUUCUUUAAACCAAAGGGAUGCUAGUUUAGAUUCCCUAGCCACAAUUCUCAAAAACAACUCUGAUGUCAUCUCAAAGUUUGUAGGACUUGAGAAUGGAAGGGCUCUGAGUGCUAUAACUGAGCUAACAAAGGACAGAUGUCCUCGAACAAGACUUCUUGCCUGUAUGUGCUUGAUCGUCAUAGGGAACACAUCUCCUUGCUAUCUUCAAGGUGUAGGAAUAAAAACCAAGUUAAUAUCAAUAUUAGUUGAGCUUCUUGAGGAUCCUGGUCAGGUUGGGGAGGAAGCUCCAUUUGCUUUUGCAUCUCUAAUUGCAGACAAGGAAGAUGUCCAAAAACUAGCAUUUGAAAUUGAUGCUGUUGAUAAACUUUGCAACCUAUUGCACAAAGGUUCAGUACAGGUCAAACGUUUCCAGGGAAUAUUGCUAGCAUUAGCUGAACAAUGCUCAAAGUUAGAAAACUGCAGGUCGAGGUUCCUCUCAUUGCAGGUCUUGAACAUGGUAACUGAUGCAUUAAAUCAUGAGAGUGUGGAUGUUCGUGCUGUGGCUUGCCUGUGUAUAAGAAAUGUCUCUCGGUCACUUAAGAAUCUGAGUGCAGGUCGUUUUAUGAAUGAAAAGAUUGUCACUCCCUUGCUUCAGCUUCUACAUGAUCCUUCUACAUCAAUCCAGGUUGCAGCUCUUAGUGCUAUUAGCAACAUAGUGAUUGACUUUACAGGCCACAAAUCAGUUUUCAUCCAAUCUGGAGGGGUGAAACAGUUAGUUCAGCUAUCAAAAUCAAUGGAUUCAACUCUGAGGUUUAAUGCUGUAUGGGCUUUGAGGAAUCUGAUGUUUCAUGCUGAGAACAUAUACAAAGAAGUCAUUUUACUGGAGUUGACAACAUCCACAUUGGCAAGCCUUAUUUGUGAUCCAGAGCCCUUUAUCCAAGAGCAAUCUCUGGCUCUUGUUUGCAAUCUUGUUGAUGGGGGUAUCAACUCGAUUAGGCAUGUGUUUAUAGAAGAUGGUAAUAUUAUAAAUGCCAUUGGAAGGCAACUCCGUACUUGUUCAAGAUCAGAAGUUUGCAUUCAGGGAAUGUAUGUGCUAAGCAACAUAGCAAGUGGAAAUGAAUUUCACAAAGAAACUGUGAUGCACCAACUCUUUCCACCUCAGGCUGGUGAAGACACCCAAUCCUUCAUGAUGAAGUUCUUGCAGAGUAAUGACGGCCAGCUCCGCACAGCUGCCAUAUGGUGCAUAAUAAAUCUAACUUACCCAGAUAAUCCCGGUGCAUCCUCUCGUGUUGUGAAACUCCGGAGUGCUGGCAUAAUUUCUCAAAUAAAGAGUAUGGUUAAUGAUCCGUGCUUGGAUGCAAAGUUCCGAGUAAGAACAGUGUUGGAACAGUGUCAACUUCUUCCAGCAGCUUGACAUGAUCCUGUAUCACCAGUCUUUGAUCUUCACAAUUAGUGCUCAAUACCGCAAUGUUUGGCAACAUCACAUGAAGUUCCUUGUGGAUCUACGAGACCAUGGUAUGCUAUAGCUUAUGAUACACAAGGGUUUGUAACAGUUUGUGCAAAUCCAACCUCUCCAUUCCUUGAUUAUGCUCGAGCUUUGAGAGAUCUUGUCUAUCCACUAUUAUCACCAUCCUGUCUAGCCAGGAUAAGCCAAGAUAUGUUUCCCAUGAUGGUAUGCCUAACUCUCAUUUGAGUCAGAUUUUUUAGCCAUCUUGGUUUUUGUGGCGCAAUUCCUUUGAUGUAAUAUUGUAUAAUAUUGCAAUAUGCUCACCUGGGAUAAGAAAGACAACGCCCUUUCGAAGUCCACUGCACAGUUGAGCAAAGUUUUUAUCCUACUUGUAAUUUAAGUUUUCUUGCACAUUACAAACUCAUUUCUUACAUAAUCAAUUCCAUUUAAAGA